Molecule: messenger RNA, 2610 nt
Organism: Dichomitus squalens LYAD-421 SS1
Lineage: Eukaryota; Fungi; Basidiomycota; Agaricomycetes; Polyporales; Polyporaceae
Exons: 9
Coding region: 1-2610 (869 amino acids)
Molecular function (GO): oxidoreductase activity; flavin adenine dinucleotide binding
Source: RefSeq, a predicted model, not a curated record
AUGGCAACCAUCCAACCGUCUCGACCUGACCUGACGCUCUCCAUAGCGCCAGUGGCCUUCCCUGAGAGCCUCCUGAAGGAGCUAUCUGCCUCCGUGAGAGGCCCAGUGUUGCGUCCCACAGACUCAGAGUACACCGAACGUGCCAAGACGUUCAACGGCAAGCUCAAGCCUACGUGUCGCGUUCUGGUUUCCCCGUUGGACGCGCACGAAGUCAGUGCAGUCGUUCAAUUCUGCCGUAAGCAUGACAUCUCGCCGUCUGUGAGGGCAGGAGGGUACGGGAUCGCGGGUUGGGCGGUCGCGGGAGACCUGAUCAUCGACAUGAGCAUGAUCCGGGACAUCGACAUCGAGCCGCCCGUGCCAGCUGGAGAGGACGACGGUUCCUCCAAAGAUUGGACGCCUAUUGGCAGCAAAGGAAAGGGCCGAGCACCCCUCCUGCAGGCCGCCUCUACCUCUGCAGAGGAUGGACGGUUGAUCGUCGAUGGCACUCAAACCAACGCAUCAACCGCUUCAAGGAAGCGGCGUCGGGACGACCGCUCACCCUCGCCAGGAGUCGACGAGAUUGGCUCUAAGACUGGCCACGGACAAUUCGAUGGCGCGUCGCAUGCCGUGGCAUCCUUCCUCCGUGGACCUCCUCUGCUCCCUAUCCCCGGAGACACUCCUCGCGGGCCUCCCGUCAAUCGUCAGCGCUUGCAUUCACCAGUUCCCCCAUCCCAACAGGACGCCGAACAUCCGAUGAGCGAGGCUCCUCACGUAUCAGAGCCAGACCGGCCUCGAGGUAGAAGUCUGCUGCAGCCCGUCCCCCCGCCCCUGACCGAGGAUACGCGCCAGAAAUCGGGGGACUCGACGACCUCGACGGACAGCGUCUCUCACUUCUCCGCGUCCACUGGCGUCUCUCAUUCGUCAGACGCGACGUCGCUUCCUAGCCCCGUGGACGGCGAUUCGAGUGUGAAUAGCACAGACGACGCCAGCGGCCGCGUUGCCAUCCGCUCAACGAAUGCUACGGACGUAUUUGACUACCUCUCGUCCAACCGUGCGCCACCGAUGUUUGGUCACACAGUAGGUGUUGACGGCGUGUCGACAGGGGUGUCCGCGAUGGGCCCGUUCUCCAUGAGUCGAUUCGUGAUGCCGCCGAACCCUGGCAGUGGUGGCGUUGCGGCGUUCAACCCGAUGCUGGGGUUCAGCAUGUCCCUUCCUGCGUCAACGCAGUACUCCCUCCAGUCUGGAAUGCCAAUGGUCUCUUCUGGACAGUCUAUGCCAGCGUUCGGUUCCGCUUCCUCGUCAAUGCCUACGCCCGUCGCUAUGCCUGGUGGUCCGUUCGCGUCCACCCCAGGAACGCUCGGCCUGUCGCACGCGCACGCGCAGGCGGGCCAGGACGGAGAGAGUGGCAAUAACGUGCAGGAGCAUGCACGCCAUCUGGGCAAUACGUAUCAUUCGAAGCCCAUAUUCCCGCACACCUAUGUCACAUUUGGCGCAGGGAUGCGCCAGAAGGAGGUAGACCUGUACACGGCUGACCAUCCGUUCGAGGGCAUGAACCCGGUCACUAACGAGCGCGAGGAGGGCGUCGUGCCGUACCAUGUACCAAUGUCUGCACAUCCGGUCGGGUCUUCGAUCAUGCUGCUGGGCGGGUUCGGGUUCAUCAGCCGGAUGUAUGGCCUCAGCGUGGACAAUCUCGUCGAGGUAGAAAUGGUGCUUGCAGACGGGCGGAUCGUGAUCGUCAACGCAGAGAGCGAUCCUGACCUUUGGUGGGCCAUCCGUGGAGCAGGUUCAGCCUUCGGUAUCGCUACGCGGUAUAAAGUCAGGGCUUUCCCCGUUCCAGUCGUCUUUGCCGGCAACUUGAUCUACCGCUUCCGCCGCGCGACCGCCCCAUCGCUGAUCAAGCACUUCCGGGACUGUAUCAAGGGAUGCCCGCGCGAGCUGUACGCGAACGUGCUCCUCACGGCCGGACCGGCGAACAAAGAUUCGCUCGUGGUGAUCCAGAUGUGCUACGUCGGUCCCAAGGCGAAGGGCAUGGAGUACCUGCAGGCGAUCUCGAGCUGGGACGGGGAACGGUGCCUGCUCAACGAGGUGAACGAGAAGAGCUUCUUGAACCAGCAGGAUAGUGUCGCGCAGGUGUUGCGAGGCCAAGCGGGACGGCAGUGGUUCCUCCGCUCCACUCUUGUUAGCACCCUCUCAGACGAAGUCAUCAAUCAGACCGUGCUCGCGUUCGCAGGCACGCCUGUCGGAUGCACUUGGAUCUUUGAGCUUGCGGGCGGCGCGAUCGGAGACUUCGAAGACACUUGCCUGCCGAAGGAGCAACGAGAGGCGACUUGGACGGUCGCUGCGCUCCACCAGUGGGACAUGGGAAUAGACGAUCCGCGCUGCAUCACUACUGCAGAAGACUGGAUGAAGACUACCAUCUCUCCGGUGUCCACUGGGGGUCCACUUCCCACUUUCCUUGGCCGGCACGAAACUCUGGCUCGCACGAAACAAUGUUUCGGUAAGAACUGGGACCGGUUGGUGGAGCUCAAGAAGAAGUACGACCCAGACUGCUUCUUCAAGAACAGCUUCUGGCCAUUGGACAAGGGCGGACAACCAAUCGAGCCGUUGACUAACGAACCGCCGUCUCCUUGA